AACACUCCGAACAUGGUGUCAAAGUAUGCACGUUUCGAAAAUGUUGAGCAGAGUUUGUCCAACUGUUGUUGUGGUAUUAGGUGCAACGGGAGCCGGAAAAUCAAAACUGGCUCUUGAUAUAGCCACAAGAAUGAAUUCUGAAAUUAUAAGUGCUGAUUCUAUGCAGGUUUAUAAAGGUCUUGAUAUCAUUACGAACAAAGUAACUGCUGAAGAACUGAAAGUGUGUCCUCAUCAUCUGAUUGACUAUGUGAACCCCCUUAGCCGAUACACAGUUGUUGAUUUCCGCAACAAAGCAGUGCCUAUAAUUGACAAUAUACUAAAAAAUGAUAAACUGGCAAUUAUCGUUGGUGGGACGAAUUACUAUAUCGAAGCUCUAUUGUGGAAUAUGCUUCUUGAUCCUGUGGGAAUAUCAGCAGAUGACCUCCUAUUAGAUAGAGAUGAAAACAAGCACAUACAAAUUCGCAAACGAUCUCCUCCAGACGAUUUGGCACCAAUUAAAAAACAUCCGCGAAUAGAUUCACGCGAGACGAAGGAGACUGAAUCAGAUUUUUGUAAGAAUUCUAAAGAUGUUGAUACAAGUCAUGUUCAUGAGGGUAAUCAUUCAGACUUGUGCAUAGAGAAACAGGUUAAUGAUCUUUGGGGAAAAACAGGGGAAGAAGUAACAGCUACAGACAGUGUCAAAGAUACAACUUCCAAAGAUUUUAAUAAAAUUUCAAUUGAAAAUAAACUGUAUUCUACCUCUCAAGAGACUGUUGAAAGUCCAAAGACAGGUGUUGCUAUUUGUAACCCAAUAGUUUCAAGUCCAGAUUCAAGUUCAGGUGGCUCAAUUUUAAAUCGAGACGUCAAAAUCUUAAACCAAGAUCUUCAUAUAGAUGUGGAGAAACUUUCUAGUGAAGAGUUGCAUGACAUAUUAAAAGAUGUUGAUCCAGUAAUGGCAAAUAAACUGCAUCCAAACAAUCGUAGGAAAAUAAUCAGAAGUUUAAAAGUUAUGGAGCAACAUCACAUUCCACACAGUCAGCUGAUAGCCAGGCAGCAGGCAACAGAAGGGGGAGGUCCACUUGGUGGACCAUUACGCUAUCCCAAUGUUUGUAUAUUUUGGGUACAGUCUAACCAAACAGUUCUUGAUGAAAGACUUAAUAAGCGUGUUGACAGCAUGAUGGAUCGUGGUCUCCUACAGGAAUUGUCUGACUUCCAUGUGGAAUACAAUCAACAGAGAAUACAAGGAAACCAUUUAAAAGGUGAGCUAUAUUCACAUGGAAUAUUCCAGUCAAUAGGUUUCAAAGAGUUUCAUGAUUACCUGAUACUGUCAGAAGAGGAGAGGGAAACAGAAAGGGGACGGGAACUAAAAGAACUAGGGAUUGAGAAACUCAAACAGGUGACACGCAAGUAUGCGCGAAAGCAGUUACGCUGGAUCAACAACCGAUUUCUAAAGAGGCCUGGCGUGAACGUGCCACCUAUAUAUGGUUUGGAUGCAUCUGACCCAACAAACUGGAAUGAGAUGGUAGUAGAUCCAGCAGUGAGCAUUCUUAGUGAUGUAAUCAGAGGUACAGUGCCAACUGUGGAACCAUUAGCAUGUGAGAAGAGGUCGGAAGAUGAGCAAGAAAUCACUUUUGUAUGUAGUGUGUGCAACGAUCGUAUCAUUGUUGGAAAGCAACAAUGGAAAGCACAUUUGAAAUCUCGAGGCCAUUUGAAGAGGGCAAGGAAGGUCCGGAAGUACAAGGAAGAACUUGGAAGUUGAUGAAAAGAGGUUUUACUGAGCUACUGUACAAAAGCACAUUGUAUAUUUUCUUUUAUUAUAUGCGUGACAUUGAAUUCCGUCCUGAUUCUGUUUGGCAGUUACAAGCUAGUGGUCUAAUCCUGUGUAAGUGCUGGGAAGCUUUUAGCAUUUGUGAAGCAAUUUUUCCAAUUGUUUUUAAUCAUGAUGUAUCUUUUGUGUAUUUUUUUUUUUUUGUCUGAAUACUGCAGUCAUCUGCCAACUCUUCUUCUUUUGCUUGAGCAUGGUAUUUUUAUAUUAAAUAAGGAUCUGACUUUACCAAAAGUUGGGUAGUUUUUUUCAUCAUCAAGUUACAGUAGCUGUAAGUAAGCGCCAGUGAGGUGCAGGGUGGCUUAAGGUCGGCAACAUUUAGUCCAGUGUUUUAUAUCCUUCAAUUCCGUGCUUCCGAUUAGCCACCAGUUUUCGACACUGGUUGCUAUUAGUAUGAUUUUUAAGAUUUUAGUAAUGUAGUUUUUGUUGGAGGCUUGUAAUGCUUGACUUGUAAAGAGUACAAACGAUAUUAUUUGUAAUACUCAAAAAAUAGCUCAUCUGUGUUCGAAUGUAAUAAAAGUUGAAGCUUUUGAUCACAACACAACAAAAUUUCCUACCGUGAAAUUUUUAACCGUAUAUCACUUUCUUCCUCAACACACUGACUGGAAUGUGAUGUGAAAGCUACACCGAUUCAGGGCACGUGAUCUUACGAACAUGUGACUCUAAAAUCGGAUCGUAGAUCUUUGGUAGCUUGUGUCUGUCUCGGUUCAGCGUUGGUAUGAACCUAGAGGUUAUAUUAUUUGUGUCAAUAAACUCAACUUUAUUGUCUGACAAAGGAAAUCUGAGAAUAAUUUCAUUGCAUAAGAAUGGUACAAACAACUUUACUUAAUUACAUUACAUUGCAUGGAGAUAGAGAUUGGAGGUGAAUGCAUAUGCUGUAGACAAAAAGAUAUAAGAAGUUUGCAUGUAAAAUCAAUUGCAUAUUAUACUUCAUGAGAAUGCCUCCACAUGGAGUUUAAACAACAGGAUAUAAUUUGUGCAGACAUGAAACCAUUUUGAAAUUCAAAUUAACAAAUUUUCAUUUCUGUUAUGCCAAGAAUGGAUAAUAAUAGAAACAGGAUGCUUCAAACCUUAUCAAGCCUCCUAUACUAAUGGAUAUUUUUUUAAUUAAACAAGGCCAUCUGAAAUGUUUGAGUUAUAUUACCAAUAAUGAAUUCAACAGUAAUUUAUUAAAGAUGUCCGUCAUUGUGUUGUUUGCCUACUUUUUAUAUUAAAGUUGUUAGCUUUUUAAUUGAAAAUGCUAUAUUACAAUUCUCAUAAAAAGCCAGCUACUGUAAUAAUAUUAAGAAUAAUAUAGUGAAACUUUUAGAUAUCAUUCUGUUAAACAUUCGAUAUAAAUUUGCUUCUUGUACUUAAUCCUUCAUAAUAAGGUUACACUUGCCUAAAGUCAACUUUGCCUAACUCGAAUAAUUUCUAAGUCGAUCACAUUUUACAUGAAAAUUGUUGUGUUUUCCAUUAUUUAACAAUCUUUCAAUGCCAUUUUGAAUUCGAAGGCGAGGCAAUAUCAACUGUUAUUUUUUAUUUUCAUUAAAAAAUUUUUAUAUAUUUGAUUGAGUACCCAGAAAAAAAAGAUUUCUAUCUAGGUCAAUUGAAUUAUUAUUUAUUUUUUAUUGUUUUUUUUUUUCUAAUUUUAUAUUUGUAGUUUAAAAGGGAACUAGAAAGAUGAUUUUUUUUAGAAGGGAUUUUAGAUAAUUAUGUCAUUAGCAAUAAAAUCAACCUUAAAAUCGUUUUUUUGGCAAUUUUUUAUGAAGUUAUAGGCCAUUAUGAUUUUCCCUCCUUAGCAGCGUGACGUCAGUGUAAGGUACUGUAUAUUUUAAAGUUGACUCUAUUACUAGUGACAUAUCAAAAAUCCCCUCUAGAAAAAAAAAUCAUAUUUCUAGUUCCUUUUUAAGGUAAAUAGUACAUAAUGGGUCAUUUGCAUGGUU
Anneissia japonica is the source of this 3729-nucleotide messenger RNA. RefSeq names its product tRNA dimethylallyltransferase-like. Gene Ontology annotation, molecular function: tRNA dimethylallyltransferase activity. Bases 26 to 1738 code for a protein of 570 amino acids. Lineage: Eukaryota; Metazoa; Echinodermata; Crinoidea; Comatulida; Comatulidae. The record is from RefSeq and is a predicted model, not a curated record. Gene Ontology annotation, biological process: tRNA modification. The transcript has 9 exons. Gene Ontology annotation, cellular component: mitochondrion.